AUGCACAGGAACCUCCCUGAGUGUUUAUUCCCUUGGGUGUUUGCAGACUCCGGCAUCUCAGAAGUGGUUCAGCUCCGACUGGUGAAUGGUUCUAGUCGCUGCGCUGGGAGGGUCGAGGUGCUUCACAACCAGCAGUGGGGAACCGUGUGUGAUGACAGCUGGGACUUACAGGAUGCUGGAGUCGUGUGCAGGCAGCUGGACUGUGGGAUGGCGUUAUCAGCCCUAGUUGGGGCUCAUUUUGGGCAAGGAUCUGACCAUAUUUGGCUGAAUAAUGUCAACUGCACAGGGACAGAAGUUGCCCUCUCCGAUUGCAGGGCUCGGCCUUGGGGAGAGAAUAACUGUACCCAUGGAGAAGAUGCCGGUGUUGUGUGCUCAGCUUCCGGCAUCUCAGAAGUGGCUCAGCUCCGACUGGUGAAUGGCCCGAGUCUCUGCGCUGGGAGAGUCGAGGUGCUUCACAACCAGCAGUGGGGAACCGUGUGUGAUGACAGCUGGGACAUAACUAAUGCUGGAGUCGUAUGCAGGCAGCUGAGCUGUGGCAUGGCGUUAUCAGCCCCAGGAGGGGCUCGAUUUGGGGGAGGAUCAGACCGUAUCUGGCUGGAUGACGUUCACUGCACAGGGACAGAAGCUACCCUCUCCCAUUGCAGGGCUCGGCCUUGGGGAGACAAUAACUGUAACCACGGAGAAGAUGCUGGUGUUGUGUGCUCAGACUCAGGUAUUUCAGAAGUGACUCUGCUCCGACUGGUGAAUGGUCCAAGUCGCUGCGCUGGGAGAGUCGAGGUGCUUCACAACCAGCUGUGGGGAACCGUGUGUGAUGACAGCUGGGACAUAACUGAUGCUGGAGUCGUGUGCAGGCAGCUGGGCUGUGGGACGGCAUUAUCAGCCCCAGGAGGGGCUCGAUUUGGGCGAGGAUCAGACCGUAUCUGGCUGGAUGAUGUUCACUGCACAGGGACAGAAGCUGCCCUCACCGAAUGCAGGGCUCGGCCUUGGGGAGACAAUAACUGUCAUCACGGAGAAGAUGCCGGUGUUGUGUGCUCAGACUCCGGCAUCUCCGAAGUGUCUCAGCUCCGACUGGUGAAUGGUUCAAGUCGCUGCACUGGGAGAGUUGAGGUGCUUCACAACCAACAGUGGGGAACCGUGUGUGAAGACAACUGGGACAUAACUGAUGCUGGAGUCGUGUGCAGGCAGCUGGGCUGUGGGACGGCGUUAUCAGCCCCAGGAGGGGCUCGAUUUGGGGAAGGAUCUGACCGUAUCUGGCUGGAUGAUGUUCACUGCAUGGGGACAGAAGCUGCCCUCACCGAAUGCAGGGCUCGGCCUUGGGGAGACAAUAACUGUCACCACGGAGAAGAUGCCGGUGUUGUGUGCUCAGAUCAGGGCCAGCUGAGGCUGCAGUUGACGAGUGGCCCAAGCCCCUGCUCUGGGCGAGUGGAGGUGCUGAUUAACGACACCUGGGGUGCCGUGUGUGACGCCGGCUGGGGCCUGCCGGAGGCCGGGGUGGUGUGCAAGCAGCUGGGCUGCGGCACGGCGCUGUCAGCCCCGGGGGUUGCUCAGUUCGGCCACGGGGCCGGCGACGUCUGGCUGGAGGGCUUGAGCUGCUCAGGCCAGGAGUCUCUCAUCAGCGAGUGCCAGCUGAGCCGGCUGGGUCCUGGGCUGUGUGGCCAUGGCUCUGAGGCCAGCGUGGUGUGUGCCGGGCAGGCCGGCUCUGGGCUACUCUGCUCUGUGCUCCUCGGCCUGGGUGCCCUCGUGGUGCUGAUCUGUGGGGUCCUGCUCUGCUGGAGGAUGCGUCAGGACAGAGCCACUGGGAACUCCCUGGGCCAUGUGCACAUGGAGGCGCUGGGGGCUCCAGGGACCCCGGCCCGGCCCCAGGGAGCAGCAAAUCCAGAGCCCCCUGAGCAGCCCGACAGCGAUAUGACUUGGCUGGUGAGGGAAGACGCGGUGCUGUGAGAGCCGCAUGCCGCCGGGCUGGGCUGGGCUCAGCCUGCAGUGAGAGACCGGCCGGUGGGAUCCUGCACAGAGCAGCCCCAGGGCUGACAGCUGCCUGGACUGUGGGGACGCUGAUGGGGCUCAUCUGGGGGCUGCGGCUACUGGCUGGAGGUCUCAGCUCCCCCAUUACCCUCCCCAGCUGCCUUGGAAGGCUCCCCUGCUCUGUCCCCCACCCAGCUUUCCCUGGUGCAGCUCCCAUGCCCAUCCCUGAGCAGCCUGUGCCCAGCCAUGGGGACAGCAUGUGGUGUGACCUGCAGAACCAUUGUCAGGUGCACAGGGACAGCCGGCUCCUUCCCCACAAAGCAACCACCCCCACAUGCAGACGAGCUAUGGGGAGAGACUGACUACGGGUGUCUGCCUGUGCCCAAUGUGCCAGGCCCUGUCUGUCUGUUUGUGCCCGAUGUGUCAGGUCCUGUCUGUGCCCAAUGUGCCAGGCCCUGUCUGUCUGUUUGUGCCCGAUGCCCCCUGAGCUCGGGGUGCCAGGUCCUGUUUGUCUGUCUGUGCCCAAUGUGCCAGGCCCUGUCUGUUUGUCUGUGUCCGAUGCCCUCUGAGCUCGGUGAGCCAGGCCCUGUCUGUGUGUGCCCAAUGCACUCUGAGCUUGGGGCGCCAGACCCCGUCUUUCUGUCUGUGCCCAAUGCACUUUGAGCUCGGGGCACCAGGCCAGCCAGUCUGUGCAGCAGCCAGCCCGGGCCCCCAGUAAAUGAUCAUGAUUGUUUCUAGUGUGUAGAUAAGGUGCAGAACUGAGUGCAGCUGCAUGAUGGUGCCUUGCUUAUUGGAAAGGAAUGGGCCGCAGUUACAGAUACAGAGAGCUCCCCUCUAACCUUCCCACCGGCACCCUGCCGUAAUAUUACACAGCUAGACUUGGAGAUGACAGCUGUGUCCAGGCACGAGCCCUGUUGUGCAUUUCACUGCAAUGUGCAGGUCAGCCCAAAUCAUCACGAAGGUCCCUUCUGGCCUUAAUGUCUAUAGCUCUAUGGAAUUGUGUGUAUAAUGAUAAUGUAGCACUAUCAGCAAGUCCAUCCUCUUCCAUCCCUGGGGGGUGAAAUUAGUGGAGCCCUGCAUGGAUACAAAAUUUGUAUCCGCAUCUGAGCCACAAUCCACAAAAAUGAUCCAUGGAUAUCUGUGGCUAUAAAGCAGAUAUCCGCGAGUGUGCAGGGCUCUAGAAAUUAGGUACUUCCAUCUUUCCACAAGAGGCCAACACUUGUGAGAUACUUUCUUAGUGGAUGCAUCAAAAGCCCAUUGGCUUCUCCCUAGUUAGGGUUACCAUAGUUCAGGUUCCCCCAAAGAGGACACUAUUGUGGGGGAA
This is a messenger RNA of Terrapene triunguis (Three-toed box turtle), 3286 nucleotides long. RefSeq names its product deleted in malignant brain tumors 1 protein-like. NCBI's taxonomy places the organism in Eukaryota, Metazoa, Chordata, Testudines, Emydidae. Gene Ontology annotation, cellular component: membrane. The record is from RefSeq and is a predicted model, not a curated record. The transcript has 7 exons. The coding region runs from base 1 to 1941 and encodes 646 amino acids.